Micromonas pusilla CCMP1545 is the source of this 639-nucleotide messenger RNA. It is a transcript of the gene PSAK, whose product is annotated as photosystem I subunit X, chloroplast precursor. The record is from RefSeq and is a predicted model, not a curated record. The transcript has 3 exons. NCBI's taxonomy places the organism in Eukaryota, Viridiplantae, Chlorophyta, Mamiellophyceae, Mamiellales, Mamiellaceae. Gene Ontology annotation, cellular component: membrane; photosystem I. Gene Ontology annotation, biological process: photosynthesis. The coding region runs from base 28 to 405 and encodes 125 amino acids.
ACGCCCAACGCCGAUACGCACGUCACGAUGAACGCCCUCUGCGCCUCCCCCGUCGUCGCCCCGCAGUUCGCGGGCGCGAAGAAGUCCUUCUCCGUCAAGAAGGCCGCCGCCGUCAAGCGCGACGUCCGCGUCAAGGCGGACUGGUCCAUCGGCUCCCCGGAGAACGCGAUCGUCUGCAUCAACACCGCGGCGUGCCUCUUCGCCGGCCGCUUCGGCCUCGCGCCCACCGUGAACAAAAACUACGGUGGCGCGGACUCGUACACGAUGGUCGAGGCGGAGCGUCCGCGCGUGCAGUCGCGCGACCCGGCUGGCUUCACGAUCGUGGACGUCGCCGCGUGGGGGUCCCUCGCGCACAUCAUCUCCGCGGGCGAGAUCCUCGGUCAGCAGGCGAAGGGUUUCUUCUGAGCGGUGGGUACGACGUCUACCGAGCGGAGAGGAGAGACGGAGGACGGACGGCGGGUGGUCGAGACGACGCCGGAGUCCGACCGGCGGGGCGCGGGUUGGGGCGGACGAAGGAAGGAAGGAUGAUGAUCGCGCGGUCGGAGCCGCCGCGGUGGGAUGGAAACAUGAAUAAUGAACGACACUUUAGAACGUCGCGCCCUAACGGCGUUGUUUGUCGUCGACGCGAAGGUGUACUCU